Messenger RNA from Chlorella variabilis, 261 nucleotides. RefSeq lists its product as hypothetical. The record is from RefSeq and is a predicted model, not a curated record. The transcript is spliced from 2 exons. The coding region runs from base 1 to 261 and encodes 86 amino acids. NCBI's taxonomy places the organism in Eukaryota, Viridiplantae, Chlorophyta, Trebouxiophyceae, Chlorellales, Chlorellaceae.
AUGUCGUCUUGGAACUACAUCAAGACCCUGAUUCAGGGGAAAAUGGAGGACCCCGCUGAGCGGGAUGCCAAAUGGGAGGCACACCUGCGGGGCAUGCAGGCAGCGGCGGCCUCAGCCAAGGCGAACAUGGCCCACCCCACCAAGGCAUGGGGCUUCUGGCGUGACGAAAAGCACAAUGGCAAGUAUGAGAUGAAUGCCGACCCCGCGAUCAGCAAGCUCCCCGGCCGCCGCUCGGGAGCAUCCCGGCUUUCAGGAGAGUGA